Cuscuta campestris is the source of this 1569-nucleotide messenger RNA. The record is from the annotation of a GenBank genome assembly. NCBI's taxonomy places the organism in Eukaryota, Viridiplantae, Streptophyta, Magnoliopsida, Solanales, Convolvulaceae.
CCGUACACUACCACCAUUAAUUUAUAUAGCAGUCUACAGACAUUAAAAAACAAACAGUCUUCUUCUUGCAGACCGCAGACCUUUGGUCCACCACUUCUCCUGCAGAUGUCUACAGUAGUGGUCCGCAGACUGCAGACCUUUUCCGGCAGAAAAAACAAACACCCCCUAAGUAAGUUGCGUGGAACAUACAUACAAUCAUAGAAGAGCCCAAAACCCAAUCAGAAUAUUAAAAGGGUAGAAGAGAGAGAUGGCGAUGUGCAGUACAUUAACAACAUGGGUUUGGACAGCAGCAUUUGUAGUAGUAGUUGUUGUUUUUGCAGCAGCAUCAGCCAUAGUCCUUUUGAAAAAUGUUCAUGAUCAUGAUCACGUAAACGAAAACGGGAAGAAUAAGAAGAAGAAGAGGUUGGUGAUGCCCCCAGGUCCGAGGGGGCUCCCAAUAAUAGGGCACCUCCACUUGAUAGGGAAAAACCCUCACCGGGAUUUCCAAAAGCUGUCCCAAAUCCACGGCCCCAUCAUGCGCCUCCGCCUGGGAAGCGCCGACACCAUCGUGGCCUCCUCGCCGGCGGCGGCGGAGCUGUUCCUCAGGACCCACGACCUCAACUUCGCCACCAGGCCGCCGAUGAAGGUCGCGGACUACAUAACGUACGGCAAGAAGGACGUGCUGUUCGGCCAGUACGGCCCGCUCUGGCGGGAGAUGCGCAAGCUUUUCAUCGUGGAGCUCCUCAGCGGCCACAAGGUGAGCUCUUUCGAGUCCCUGAGAAGAGAGGAGCUGCGUCUUCUCGUAGAGUCUCUCAAACGGACGUCGGAGGCAGGGGCGGUGGUUGACUUGAGUGCCAAGGACUUGGUGGUUGCUUCGGUGGACACAUCCACAACACUGAUAUUGUGGACAAUGUCGGAACUCAUAAAGAACCCAACAAUAAUGAAGAAGGUGAAGGAAGAACUUGGGAGACAAGUAGGGUUUGGUAGGGUAGUGGAGGAGAAGGACUUGGAGCACUUGAAAUACUUAGAGAUGGUCAUAAAGGAGUCUCUUCGGAUGCAUCCCGUGGUGCCAUUAUUACUCCCUCACGCCGCCGUUGAAGAUUGUACCGUUGGUGACUUCCACGUGCCGAAGAACGCCAGGCUCGUUGUCAACGUUUGGGCAAUCACGCGGGACCCGAACGUGUGGGUCAACCCCGACUCGUUCGUGCCCGAAAGGUUCGAGGGGAGCAGUGUGGACUAUAGAGGUCGACAUUUUGAACUCAUCCCGUUCGGUUCGGGCAGGAGGAGUUGCCCCGGCUUGCAGCUUGGAAUAACCACGGUUCGCCUAGUGGUUGCCCAACUUGCCCAUUGCUUUGAUUGGGAUCUCCCAAACCCCAAAAACGCAGACGCCACACGUAGCCACCAAGACUUGGACAUGACCGAGGAGUAUGGGUUGACUUUGAAUCGAGCCCACCACUUGAUGGCCGUCCCUAGUUACAAAUUACUACUCCGUACUUGUUAAGAUAUACGGAGUAUUAUUUGUGCCCUCCCCCCUCCAUGGCUCCAUCUUUAUUUACUUACUAUAUACUCUAAUAUAACUAGUGCUGGGAA